AUGAAAGAAGUUCUCUCCCAUCUGAGAGAAAACUCCCUUUUUGCCAAGCUGGAGAAGUGUGUCUUCGAGGUGCCCAAGAUUCCCUUCCUGGGUUAUAUUAUCUUUUGUGAAGGAUUCGAGAUGGAUCCUUCUAAAGUUAUGGCAAUCCAAGACUGGCCUCUCCCCACGAACACCAAGGCCAUACAAAGAUUUGUUGGUUUCGCUAACUACUACAGAAGGUUCUCCUCCCAUAUUGCACCUGUCUUGGCUCUCAUCCGGAAGGGAGGAAAACCUAAUGCCUGGCCCCCUCACACCCUGGAGACCUUUCAGUCCCUGAAAGACUCCUUUGUUUCUGCUUAUGUUCUUCAACAUCCUGACCUCCUACAACCCUUCUUUAUUGAAGUAGAUGCUUCUGACAUUGGGGCAGGAGCAAUCCUCAGUGAGAGAAGUCGCUGA
Molecule: messenger RNA, 435 nt
Organism: Xenopus laevis (African clawed frog)
Lineage: Eukaryota; Metazoa; Chordata; Amphibia; Anura; Pipidae
Exons: 1
Coding region: 1-435 (144 amino acids)
Source: RefSeq, a predicted model, not a curated record